Messenger RNA from Sphaeramia orbicularis (orbiculate cardinalfish), 1697 nucleotides. RefSeq names its product interferon regulatory factor 1-like. NCBI's taxonomy places the organism in Eukaryota, Metazoa, Chordata, Actinopteri, Kurtiformes, Apogonidae. Gene Ontology annotation, molecular function: DNA-binding transcription factor activity, RNA polymerase II-specific; RNA polymerase II cis-regulatory region sequence-specific DNA binding. Gene Ontology annotation, biological process: regulation of transcription by RNA polymerase II; immune system process. Gene Ontology annotation, cellular component: nucleus. The transcript is spliced from 10 exons. The record is from RefSeq and is a predicted model, not a curated record. The coding region runs from base 110 to 925 and encodes 271 amino acids.
GGAAGGGACGUGAAUAAGACAACCAAGAAGCUUCUCUGAGACAAACUUCAACCACACGGACUAUUACUCGUGCAUUUUCUCUUACGGAUCACAAUACAAAUCUGUAAACAUGCCUGUGUCACGGAUGAGGAUGAGGCCAUGGCUGGAGCAGAUGAUUGAGUCUAAGGCCAUCUCCGGUCUGACCUGGAUAGACAAGGAUAAGACAAUGUUCUCCAUUCCCUGGAACCAUGCAGCCAGACAUGGAUGGGAGAUGGACAAAAACGCUUGUCUGUUCAAGCAAUGGGCCAUUUACACAGGGAAAUACGUGGAGGGCCAGAAAGCCAACUUCCGCUGCGCUAUGAACUCACUGCCUGAUAUUGAGGAGGUUAAAGACAAGAGCGUCAACAAAGGCCACCAGGCAGUGCAUGUCUUCAGGAUGCUGCCCCUCUCAAACAAAUCAAGAGAUAAACAAAGCAAAGCUAAAAAAUCUAAGUCAGAGAAGAAGGUCAGGAUGGAAAUGUCAAAUGACAAGGGUGACACAGAUGACAGCACAGUGGAGACAGAGCAGCAAGAUUUCUUACAUUACAGUCCAUCUGAAGUUCCUGACUGGUCUUCAACAGUUGAAAUCAGCUCUGACACUUUUGCAAAUAAUUUCUGUCACAGAUUACAAGUCUCACCUGAUCACAGUCCAGAGUACGACUACGACAUCAUCGAGAUUUGUCAGCAACUGGAGAAAGACUCACUCCUGAUGUCAUGCAGUUCUGACGACAAGGGGUUCCUGAACAAUGAAGCAUGCACCAGUCCAGGAAGUCAUUGGAGUGAGGCCUCCUCAGCAGACGAACUAGACGACCUGACACAGUACAUAACGCUUGGCUCAGACUUCACAUCAGUAACAGGCGACUUCUGGGACACCUUCUGCCUACAGACCCCUACCACACUGUUCUGAGAGCUCCAGGGCAGUGCUCAUUUUGGGUUUAUAUCCCCCCAUCAUCCCUUCCUUUCUGUGAAGUGAUGACAACAUCUGUGCUACUCUGUUAAGGGAACACACAGGCCCAAUCCCAAUUCACGGCUAAGGGGGAGGGCUGUUUGGCCCUUGAAACAGAGAUUUUUCAGGACCACACUACAAACGGAGGGGUAGGAAAAAUCUACCAUAAUUCUGUUUGAAUCUUCAUCAAGAUGGAGAUAAACUCUGCAAAAAAGUGCAGCAGUGUGAAGAAUGAAACACACAAAUAUAUGUAUUUUCUUCAUAAACAACUUAAUCAUUUGAUCGAUAGUUUAAUGCUGUUUCAGUGUGUUAUAGACAGUAUUUCUACGGUUUGUGGUUGAUAACCGUAAAAAGAUGCCCAAAGCCCAUGCAACAGAUGGUUACAGCUGCUGAUGGCAUGGGGAAUUCUUUCUGAAACAAAGUUGUUGCAUCUGUUAAUAGUGACAUCGAUCACAUGACAAGACUCAAAAGGGUUAUCUAAUUUCAUUUGGGAAUGUUUUGACCCCUACCCCUUGCAACUCUGUUUCAAGGGGUAGUGCCAAGUGCAAGGGCCAAGGGAGAGUAGUAAGGGGCCAAGGGGUGAAUUGGGAUUGGGCCAUAUUCUGUUCAUUAGAAGUUUUUGUCUGAUUCAAGGUAGUAUAGCGCUCAGUUUGAUGUGUUUCAUUCCAGCAGGGCUUGUAUUUAUAGAACAUAGUUUUAGAGGUAGUCUGUGUUUUUAAAGCCAAAUAAACUU